This is a messenger RNA of Cynara cardunculus var. scolymus (artichoke), 1004 nucleotides long. Its product is annotated as PHD finger-like domain-containing protein 5B. The transcript has 5 exons. Gene Ontology annotation, biological process: mRNA splicing, via spliceosome. Gene Ontology annotation, cellular component: precatalytic spliceosome; catalytic step 2 spliceosome; U2 snRNP. The coding region runs from base 438 to 770 and encodes 110 amino acids. Lineage: Eukaryota; Viridiplantae; Streptophyta; Magnoliopsida; Asterales; Asteraceae. The record is from RefSeq and is a predicted model, not a curated record.
GUCGUAGAGGAAUCAAUUUCAAUCGAUCCUUCGUCAUUCUUCCUCCUGCGGGCGCACAUCAGGUUUCUUUUUGGCCAUCUCAGUCUUCAUUCAGGGGGUACUUUAGAAUUGCUCCAGAUGGGUAUGAAUAUAUCAGACUUGAAUACUUUCAAGGAUAGGAGCAAACCCAAGGUCUUACCGGUUGAGCUAUCCUUGAGGGUCAUGCAUAACGGUGUUACUUGCACUCUUCAAGAUUGAGGUGAUGUUAGUAUCAUGGUGCCAUCAGGAGAUGCUUGAGGGUAGAAUUGGUAACUAGUGUGAAGUGUAGAGUUUUUCGGGGAAUGCUUGCUUGCAAUCUGAAUUCAUCAUCAAGUUUAUCGACCAUAUUGUUCUUACAACAUCUGUUAUAUCUGGAGAAAGAAGAAAAUUCCGAGUGCUUGGUUGCGGUAAUUUAAACAAUGGCGAAGCAUCAUCCUGAUCUGAUAAUGUGCCGAAAGCAGCCAGGAAUUGCGAUCGGAAGGCUUUGUGAAAAAUGUGACGGAAAGUGUGUUAUCUGCGACUCUUAUGUGCGGCCAUGUACGCUUGUACGGGUCUGCGAUGAAUGCAACUAUGGCUCCUUCCAGGGUCGGUGUGUUAUAUGUGGAGGUGUCGGUAUUUCCGAUGCCUAUUAUUGCAAAGAGUGCACACAGCAGGAGAAAGAUCGAGAUGGAUGCCCGAAAAUUGUGAACUUAGGAAGCGCGAAAACAGAUCUGUUUUACGAACGCAAAAAAUACGGGUUUAAGAAAAGAUGAUGGAAUUUGUGUUGAUUCUACUACAUACCUUAAACAACUAUGAGUAGGAAGUUGUGUAUUUGUGUUUUGUUGAUUAUUUAGGGUCAUACUUGUUGGUUUUAUUACUUGUUACUAUCAAUAUAUUGUAACGGCAUAAUGAAACUAGACGAUCGCUUAUAUCCUAUCUGGAGGUGGGCUGUAUGUAAAUCUGACCUUUAUUUUAGGUUAAAUAAAAUGAUUAUGAUUGUUUCUGUG